AUGUACGGGCAGUUUCCUCAGCCUUGGUUCUACGACGCAGCGGCGAUGAUGUUUCCGGGGAGAAUGCGGGGUCGAGGUGGCGACGGAGCCAAUCCAAUGAAUCGGUUCUUUCGAGGCCGAGGUCGCGGCGGAUUUUCUGGGCGUCGAGGCCGUCCGGCAUCGACUACUACGACAGCGAUCACUCCAGGUCUAGGUCCAAGUCGCGGUCCAGGUCGUGGAACCGCGACAGGUCAAGAACGAGAUCAAGAUCAAGAUCUAGAUCCCGUACGAAGAGACGAAGGCGUAGAAGUAGAAGUGAGAGUCCACGAUCAAAGUCCAGGUCACGAUCAAGGUCCAGGUCUAGAUCUAGAUCUAGAUCUAGAUCCAGGUCACGAAGACGCACCAAGUCAAGAUCCAGAUCGAGAUCCAGGCGCUCUCGUUCAAAAUCAACCAGGAGGUCCAGAUCGCACUCGGGAAAUAAGUUCAAAUCCUCGCGCCAGACCGUCAAGCGCAAGCACAGCAAGGUUAAAGUUACACGCGCCAAAUCACGGUCUGUAUCGCCUAAAAGGCAAUCAAGAAGCAAAUCGUGGUCACUGCCUAAAUCUCCAAGACAACGAAGCUGCUCGUGGUCGAAAAAUAUUGAUGAUGUGGAUAAAAAUUUAA
Messenger RNA from Cotesia congregata, 642 nucleotides. Lineage: Eukaryota; Metazoa; Arthropoda; Insecta; Hymenoptera; Braconidae. The record is from the annotation of a GenBank genome assembly.